AUGCUUUAGCUGGCAGUGUUCAAGCGAUUUAGAUAAGAACGAAUGAUACAGACCGAAAAGAACUUUAUCUCAAAUUCACAAGAGAAUACCCGUCCGUUCAGUUUCACAGGCGACGUGUCCAGGGCUCCACUCAGGAUGCUUAUAGCGAAAGGUAUCGGCCUGGUGGUGACGGCGGCGGUCUUCUUCGCCGCCAUCGUAACCCUCAGCCUGUUCGCGAGGCAGUGGACGAACGGCGACUUCUCGUUUCUCGCGGAGCAAAGUAAGGCCAUCACGGACGACUUCAUCAACAGCGAGGUCAACCCUGAAAAUAUCAGAAACAACCUUAGGCAUUUGACAUCUCGACCUCACCUGGGCGGAACUGAGACCGAGUGGGAGAACGCGCAGUGGGUCGCGGAUACCUGGAGGGCGCAAGGUCUCGACGACGUCCAUCUGGUCCCUUACGAUGUCCUGCUCUCAUACCCAAAGAAUGAUACGCCCAACUUGGUCCGGAUCCUGAACUCAGCUGGCGAGGAGGUCUGGGCGUCCCACGGAUGGCAGAAGCCCAUUCACGCCCCCGAGGAAUCAUCUCCGGAAAUCCUGCCCAAUUUCAACGCCUACUCUGCCCCGGGGAAUAUCACGGGAGAUGUGGUGUACGCACAUUUCGGUCGUGAGCAAGACUUCAAGAAAUUGGAGGAACUUGGUGUCAGUGUCAAAGGAAAGAUAGUCUUGGCUCGCUACGGUGAAGUCUUCAGGGCAAAUAUCGCAUCGACGGCGGAGAGACAGGGGGCUGCCGGGGUCUUGCUGUACAGCGACCCCCAGCAGUACGCCCCCCUUGGUGAGGACACCGUGUACCCAGGCACCGUGUACAUGCCUGGCUCUGCUGUGCCGGCCGGUACAGUGUACCUGAUGGACGGUGACCCUCUCACACCGUUUUAUCCCUCUGUUGAGAGCGCCUACAGGUUACCCGAAGAAGAGGCCAGCCUUCCCAAGAUUCCCAUCCAGCCCAUUAGCUACGACGACGCCAGAGAGAUCCUCGGCCGCAUGGACGGAGACGAGGCGCCAGAGGAGUGGCGCGGCGGGCUGAACGUCACGUACCGUCUCGGACCAGGAUUCCAAGAGGCGGGCUGGCAAACCCACCUCCAAGUGCACACACACAACGUCCGCACGACCACUUACAACGUCGUGGCUACCAUCAGGGGGAGCGAGGAACCAGACAGGUACGUGAUCCUCGGAAACCACCGCGAUGCCUGGGUAUUUGGCGGCCUCGACCCCUCGUCGGGCACGGCCGCCCUGCUGGAGGUGACGCGAGUGCUGGCCAGCCUCAGGAACGAGACAGGCUGGAAACCCCGUCGGUCUGUGGUGGUGUGUUCUUGGGGCUCCGAAGAAUACGGUCUGAUCGGGUCCCAGGAGUGGUCGGAGCAGUUCGGGAAACAGCUGGCGGACCGGGCAGUGGCGUACCUCAAUGUUGAUAUGGCCAUUGAAGGGAACUACACUUUGCGUACGAAAGGUGUUCCUUUGUUGUAUGACUCCGUGUUCGAGGCCGCGGCAAAGGUCCCCAACCCCGACCCGUCCGAGGUGGAGGCCGGGCGAACGACCGUGUACGACACCUGGGUAGCACGACAGCCCGACGACGAUCACCCGGGACGACCUAGGGUGAAGAACGUUGGCUCCGGGAGUGACUACAAAUCCUUCUUACACAACCUUGGAGUUCCUGCGCUUGACAUCCGCUACACACACGAGCCUGAAAUGUACGCCGAGUUCCUGUAUCACACGCUGUACGAGACCUUCGCCUUAGUUGACGAGUUGUACGACAUCGGGUUCAAUUUCCACGCUGCCAUGGCCAAGCUGUGGGCGAUUCUGGCCGUUGAUAUCGCUGACGCUCAGUUGAUUCCUUUUAGCGUGAUGGAAUACAGUAACUUCCUGACGAAGGGACAACAGGAGGUGCUACAGGAGUAUGGCGAACUCAUCUCCUCCAAGAAUAUUACAAUGGAGUAUUUUGAGGCCGCAGUCACCGGUUUUUCACAAGCAACUCAGAAAUUCCUUGAUGAUUUAGACCUUCUGGAUACCGCCGACGUUCUAGCGGUGCGCCGCGUCAAUGAUCAGCUGAUGAUGGUGGAGCGGUCAUUCAUCGACCCUCGAGGUCUUCUGGGCCGACCAGAGUACAAUCAUGUGAUCUUGGCGCCCAGCACCAGUAACAGCUACUCGGGAACCGCCUUUUCCGGCUUGACGGAUCCUCUGGACGGGAUCCAAGACCUGGAUCCUAUCCAGCAGGAGGCGCGAUGGACUCAGUUCUCGCAGAACUUGGCCACCAUCACCCACUUCAUCAGUACGGCAUCUAAGGUCCUCUCAGACGAUCUAUGGUAGAGUGACCUUCCAUGGGGGAUUUCACGAGGUCAAUGAAGAAAUAAGUGUAUGGCCGGAUAGGUUACAAGAUUUCCCAGGAGAGAGAAGCGUUAGAUUACGAAAAGCUGAAGAAAACACCUAACUAUAGAUACCUCGAAUGGAUCAUGGUAAAAUAAAAUACUGAUGGCAGUUCGCACGAAUCACUAUUAUUCUACAUAAUAUAAGCUAAAUAGAAUACA
Molecule: messenger RNA, 2561 nt
Organism: Penaeus vannamei (Pacific white shrimp)
Lineage: Eukaryota; Metazoa; Arthropoda; Malacostraca; Decapoda; Penaeidae
Product: N-acetylated-alpha-linked acidic dipeptidase 2
Molecular function (GO): carboxypeptidase activity
Source: RefSeq, a predicted model, not a curated record